CAGAACCAGUCCGGACAGCAGACAUGUCAGACGUGUAUUCUUACCCGCUGCUCGUCGAGCUGGAGGAAAACAACUUCCCCAAAAUCCAGAUGAAGCUGCUGAAGUACUUCAACAGCAAGAAGUCCGGCGGCGGAGACUGCGAGGUGGACUACGAGAGAGACAGCAGGACGGCGGUGCUGCGGUUCCGCACCGAGCAAGACCAGAAAAAUGUGCUGGGGAAAGAGUCGCACCAGAUCCAGUUGGGCUCAGCUGUUCUGAAGAUGAAAGUUCGGUUCCCUCCAGAUGAGAAGACUGCAGCAGUACCAGCACCACAGGAAGUUCCAUCGGAUAACGUCAACAAGACAUCUGAAGUUCAGGCGGAGGCCAAAGGCAGAGACGAUGUAGCAGCAGAGGAAACGCUGUGCUCCACCUCGGCUGUUUUAGGGAAUGUUCCUGAGGACAUGGGCCAGGAGCUUUUGGAGAUGCUGGUGGAGAACAUUAUAAAGGGAUCAAAAUCCCCAACUGCCCUGUUCACGUUGGAAAUCAUUCAUGGCAUCUCCUCCGUUGUGGUUACUUUCGAGAGUGGAAAAGAAAGCACCAACUUUGUGGCAAGAUGCCCUCAAAACAGGAUCUUCACAAGCAAGGGAUUGUCAGUCCGGCCUCUUGAACUCACUAAGCAAGUUGCAGUCGAAGACACCCUAAAGCUCGAGAAAGAAUACCUCAACCUGUAUUUUGAGAAUGCAGGUGAGGAUGUGGAAAGUGUUCUGCUUAAUGAAGGGGAACAGUUUAUCGUCACCUUCAAAGACAGUCAAGCUGUUCAGAAAGUCGUGAAGAAGAAGCAUCACAUCCAACAGGAAGAGUUCAGAGUUUAUCCUUUCUAUUCAUCUUUGGGAGCAGCCCUCUAUGGCAAAGACAGGCCCUGCUUAAAUCUCCCCGCUGCCAUAUCUGAACCCACUGACAAUGCUGUGUGGAGAUACCUAAAUGAGCAUAAAUCAGCAUUAGAGACCAUUCACAGUGACUUAGCUAAAAACUUCUGUAGUGUAAAACACGAAGGAUCUGCUGUGAUCCUGAGACCCGUACCUUCAAUUCUUGGCCAAAAAGAUGCCAAAGCCAUCAUUAAAGAGUGGAAGAGUACCGUGGGGUUAGCCUUUGCACAAGCUAUGUCUAAAUUCAAAUCCCUGAAGUUUCAGCCGGAUUCAGAGGUAUUGGAAGAGUGUGUGGAGAAUAUCGGACAAAUGCUACAGAACAAGGAUGUGACUUUAGUGCAUGAUAAAGCCAGGGGCGUCUUGUCAGUGGUUGGCUUUGUGGAUGAGGUCAAUAAAAUGGAGCAAAGUCUUCGUAAAACCAUCAACAAAAUUGAGGGAAGGGUGCAGAGGGAGAAAGCGACGAAGACCGAUGUCAUCAAAGUGUCACCAUCAAUAUUCCAAUUACUGCGUCAAGAUGGUCUUCUGGACAAAUUGCAACGUUUAUACCCAGAUCUUAAAAUGUCAUUCCCAGAAGACAGUCCAGAUUUGAUUGUAACUGGUUUAAGAGAUGAGAUUUUGGAAGCAGACAAAGUGAUUCGUGAAGCAAAAUAUUCAUUAAAACGAAUGAAAUUAGAAAUGGAGAAAUCUGUGCUUGACUGGCUGAUGUUGGAAGAGCAAGAUGAGCUUACAAAGGCCAUGCUGAUAUCUGACGGAAUAAGUGCAGCAUUUGAGAUCAGUGAACAGAGAGUGGAGCUCCUUGCUUUUUCUGACAGAGAUCUGUCCAAAGCUGAAGAUCAUUUGAGAAAGCUUUUGAUGUCUCAGAACAUCGGUGUAGAAGAUAGCAGUGUCCUGGAGACUCCGGCGUGGCAGGAUCUGGUCAGACAAUUACAAGAUGCCAACAGCAAGUCAUGCAGGAGACUCCAGAUCCUCUGCACUGGUAAACAAGUUGUUGUGAGUGGCCACAAGAGUGAUGUCACGAGAGUCAGCGAUGAGCUUGAAUACUUCUUAACGCAGAAUGCCAAAGUUGAAGAAAGUGUUGAUGUCAAGUCCAAUACCAUCAUUGAGUACAUUAAAAAAUGCAAAACAUCUUUUAUGGACCAAUUCAAAGACAAAGUGACGGUGUCUUUCAGAAACGAGGCCAUCUGUCUCAAUGGCUCCAGAGUUGAUGUCACACAUUGCAAGACCUUAGUUGAAAACUUGGUCCAGUCUUUGAGCUUUGAAAGUGUAAACAUCACCAAACCUGGGGUGAAGAAGUUCUUCCAGGAUAAAGAAACUAUGUACGUGACCUCAUUGUUAACCGACACUGGCUGCUUGGUCCAACUAGUUGAUGAGACAGGUGGUGGGCAGAAUGAUUUGGCCCAAAGCCCGGGUCCAAAACCAGUAUAUCAGUUUCAGACAUCUGAUGGUGUAGAAAUAGCUGUUUGCAAGGCAGAUCUGUGCAGUUACCCAGUGGACGCAGUUGUCAAUUCUUCUAAUCAGCAGCUGCAACACAACGGGGGUCUUGGCGCAGCACUGUUGAAUGCUGCUGGACCUCAGUUGCAGGUUGAAUGCGACAAAAUAAUUAACCUGAGAGGGCCGCUCAAGCCUGGAGACUGUGUCAUUACUGAUGCUGGAGGACGGCUUCGUUGCAAAAGAAUUAUCCAUGCAUUUGGACCCGUCUUUGAUCCAUCUGCACACAAUAAGUCUCAGGCACAGUUGAAAAGAGCUGUUAAAGGAAGCCUGGAUCUUGCUGAAAGGCAUGGCUGCAUCACUGUGGCUCUGCCCACCAUCAGCAGAACCCAGGGCUUUCGUCUUGAUUUGUGUGCGCUGACCAUCAUCAAGGCAGUGAAGGAACACUGUGAUGAGAAGUAUAAUGACACCACACUGAAGGAGAUCCAUUUGGUGAACAAUGACGACGCUGCUGUUCAGGCUAUGGAGAGAGCUGUCAAAAGCGAAUUUGGAAAUGGUGGAGUCACUCUUCAAGCUGCGUCUCCACGUCUGACGCAGGCUAGAUCUACCCAAUCUGACCCAAACUGCUUGGGUCAAGUGACAACCAUAGAGGGCUUGAAUAUCACUCUUACUCAAGGAAACAUCGAGGAUGCCACGACUGAGGUGAUUGUGAACACUACGUCUGAAGAUCUUGAACUGAAAAAAGGAGCAGUUUCAAAUGCAAUACUGCUAGCGGCCGGACCCAAACUUCAGCAGUUGAUAAAUGCCCAGGAGGCCAGAGGAAGUUUUGGUGAGGUCAUUGUGACGGACGGCUGCCGACUGAAGAGCAAGAAAGUCUAUCAUGCAAUUGCACCUCAAUGGGGCAAGGGACAAGGCGGAACUGAAAGGAUCUUGAGUGCCAUUUUCAAGGAUUGCUUGGACAAGGCAGAGGACACUGGCCUGACCUCCAUUGCUUUACCUGCUGUCGGCACUGGAAACCUUGGUUUCCCAAGAGACCUUGUCGCCUCUUCGAUGUUGAGUGAAAUCUCAGCGUUUAGCAUGAAAAAACCUAAGCAACUGAAGGAGGUUGUCAUUGUUCUUUAUCCAGGCGAUGCAAAGACUAUCCAGGCCUUUAGGGAUGGAUUUGACAAGGAGUUUCCCAGUUCCUCAGGUGGUCCAGCACCCACAGGUUCCCCACAAAACACCGUGCAACAAGGUCCCUUCUCAAACGUUAUCUCGAGCACAGGAAUGCAUGAGACAAAAAUGGGCGGCGUCACCAUUCAGGUGGUCUCAGGAGACAUAACCAAGGAGACCAGUGAGGUCAUUGUCAACUCCUCCAAUGACAGCUUUUCUCUCAAGUCAGGAGUAUCCAAGGCUAUUCUAGAAGCAGCUGGUCAGGCUGUUAUAGGAGAGUGCAAACUCCUUGGUGCCCUGCCCAACCAGGACAUGAUAAUGACCAGUCAAGGUAACCUAAGUUGUAAGAAAAUCCUCCACGUGAUCGGACAGACCGACCCAGGAAAAAUCAGAGCGGUUGUUAAAAGUGCACUUGAGAUGUGUGUGAAAAACGGCUACGCCUCUGUCUCAUUACCUGCCAUUGGCACAGGUCAAGGCAAUGUGCAGGUAAGGCAGGUGGCAGAUGCCAUGUUUGACGCGGUGAUCGAUGUGUUGAGCAAAAACACUCAUGGCUCCCUGAAGACUAUUCGGAUUGUUAUUUUCCAAGCACCGAUGCUGAACGAGUUCCAGAGCAGUAUGCAACAAAGAGCACAAAGCGCUGCCAGUAAAUCCAGUGAUAAGGAUGGUGGGUGGUGGAAAAGAUUCACAUCAUUCCUUGUGGGUGGAACUGCUGACAAGCCCCGUAAAGAAGAAAACUUUGUCAUCAAGCCAGUGGCCUGCGACCCGGCUUGCUUCCACAUCUGCGGAGACACACAGGCUAAAGUGGCCUCGGCCAAGCAGUGGAUAAAUAAUCUGAUAACCAAAGAUCAAAGCACGAACACCAUUAAAGACACCGCCAUCCUCAGCUUUUCCGAUGCAGACCACCAGCAGAUUAUUAACAUCCAGAAGGCCGUGGGCGUGAGCAUCAUGAUCGAAGGAAAGAAGGAUCAAGUCGAAUUAACCAUUGAGGGAUUCGACAAUGGCGUACUUAAAGCCACCGCAGAGAUUUAUACAAUGAUGAAAAAGGUGAAGGAUGAGGAGGAGCUGAAGAGAUACAUGGACAUAGUAAGCAAAGUUGCAGACUGGCAGUACCAACAGCAAGGGCUCCACUAUCAAAGCUUUGAUCAAAAAACAAACGUCCACCUAGAGCAAGCAAUGCAACAGAAGUUGAAAGAUGUAAAAGUCAAUAUCCAAGGUCAAGACUUCACCGUCAAUCUGCCAAACGGACCGGCCACCAACAAAAAGGGAGACGCAUUGCAGAUAAGGAGAAUUGACAAACUCAAAGAUGCAGGACCUGCGCACUGGGAUGCUAUGCCUCCCAACACUACGUGUGUGGCUGUCCCCAUCCAUGCUGGAACACCAGAGCACACUGAAGUCCUGAAUCUGUUCCAGGCCUCGUGCAAACAAACAGUCAUCAAGAUUGAGAGGAUCCAGAACCCUAUGUUGUGGAAGAGCAUACAGAUCAAGAAGCGUGACAUUGAGCAGCGAAACGGUCAUGCAAACAACGAGAGGCGUCUGUUCCACGGCACCACUGAGACCUUAGUGAACACGAUUAAUGAAAAUGGCUUCAACAGGGUUUACGCAGGAAAGAACGCUGCUUAUUAUGGCAACGGCACGUACUUUGCUGUCAGGGCCGACUACUCUGCCCACGACACAUACUCCAAGCCGAAUCCGAAAGGGGAGAAGUGCAUGUACCUCUGCCAAGUGCUGACCGGGGAGUACGCGCUUGGACAACAAGGCAUGAUCGAACCGCCAGUCAAGAGCAACAAGGCCCCUCAGUUGUACGACAGUGUCGUGGACCGCAUGGCUAAUCCCAACAUGUUCAUCAUCUUCCAUGACGUCCAGGCUUAUCCUGAAUAUUUGAUCACAUUCAAAAACAAAACAGAAAGUAACUCGAGCGCAGCGGCAGAACCAGUCCGGACAGCAGACAUGUCCGACGUGUAUUCUUACCCGCUGCUCGUCGAGCUGGAAGAAAACAACUUCCCCAAAAUCAAAAUCAAGCUGCUGAAGUACUUCAACAGCAAGAAGUCCGGCGGCGGAGACUGCGAGGUGGACUACGAGAGAGACAGCAGGACGGCGGUGCUGCGGUUCCGCACCGAGCAAGACCAGAAAAAUGUGCUGGGGAAAGAGUCGCACCAGAUCCAGUUGGAUACAGCUGUUCUGAAGAUGACAGUUCGAAUCCCUCCAGAUGAGAAGACUGCAGCAGUACCAGCACCACAGGAAGUUCCAUCGGAUAACGUCAACAAGACAUCUGAAGUUCAGGCGGAGACUAAAGGCAGAGACGAUGUAGCAGCAGAGGAAACGCUGUGCUCCACCUCGGCUGUUUUAGGGAAUGUUCCUGAGGAAAUGAGCCAGGAGGUUUUGGAGAUGCUGGUGGAGAACAUUAUAAAGGGAUCGAAAUUCCCAUCUGCCUCGUUCACGUUGGAAAUCAUUCAUGGCAUCUCCUCCGUAGUGGUUACUUUGGAGAGUGGAAAAGAAAUCACAGACUUUGUGGCAAGAUGCCCUCAAAACAGGAUGUUCACAAGCAAGGGAUUGUCAGUCCGGCCUCUUGAAGUCACUAAGCAAGUUGCAAUCGAAGACACCCAAAAGUUCGAUAAAGAUUUCCUCCACCUGUAUUUCGAGAAUGCAGGUGAGGAUGUGGAAAGUGUUCUGCUUAAUGAAGGAGAACAGUUUAUCGUCACCUUCAAAGACAGUCAAGCUGCUCAGAAAGUCGUGAAGGAGAAGCAACACAGCAAGCAGGAAGAGUUCAGAGUUUAUCCUUUCUAUUCAUCUUUGGGAGCAGCCCUCUAUGGCAAAGACAGGCCCUGCUUAAAACUCCCCGCUGCCAUCUCUGAACCCACUGACGAUGCUGUGUGGAGAUACCUAAAUGACCAUAAAUCAGCAUUAGAGACCAUUCACAGUGACUUAGCUAAACACUUCUGUAGUGUAAAACACGAAGGAUCUGCUGUGAUCUUGAGACCCGUACCUUCAAUUCUUGGCCAAAAAGAUGCCAAAGCCAUCAUUAAAGAGUGGAAGAGUACCGUGGGGUUAGCCUUUGCACAAGCUAUGUCCAAAUUCAAAUCCCUGAAGUUUCAGCUGGAUUCAGAGGUAUUGGAAGAGUGUGUGGAGAAUAUCGGUCACAUGUUACAGAACAAGGAUGUGACUUUAGUGCAUGAUAAAGCCAGCGGCGUCUUGUCAGUGGUUGGCUUUGUGGAUGAGGUCAAUGAACUGGAGCAAAGUCUUCGUAAAACCAUCAACAAAAUUGAGGGAAAGGUGCAGAGGGAGAAAGCGACGAAGACUGAUGUCAUCAAAGUGUCACCAUCAAUAUUCCACCUCCUGUGUCAAGGUGGUCUUCAGGACAAAUUGCAACGUAUAUACCCAGAGCUCAAAAUGUCAUUCCCAGAAGACAGUCCAGAUUUGAUUGUAACUGGUUUAAGAGAUGAGAUUUUGGAAGCAGACAAAGUGAUUUGUGAAGCAAAAUAUUCAUUAAAACGAAUGAAUUUAGAAAUGGAUAAAUCUGUGCUGGACUUGCUGAGGUUUGAAGAGCAAGAUGAGCUUACAAAGGCCCUGCUGACAACUGAUGGAGUAAAUGCUGCAUUUGAGAUCAGUGAACAGAGAGUGGAGCUCCUUGGUUUAUCUGACAGAGAUCUGUCCAAAGCUGAAGAUCAUCUGAAAAAGCUUUUGAUGUCACAGAACAUCGGUGUAGAAGAUAGCAGUGUCCUGGAGACUCCGGCGUGGCAGGAUCUGGUCAGACAAUUACAAGAUGCCAACAGCAAGUCAUGCAGGAGACUCCAGGUCCUCUGCACUGGUAAACAAGUUGUUGUGAGUGGCCACAAGGGUGAUGUCAUGAAUGUCAGCGAUGACCUUGAGUACUUCUUAACGCAGAAUGCCAAAGUUGAAGAAAGUGUUGAUGUCAAGCCCAAUAACAUCAUUGAGUACAUUAAAAAAUGCAAAACAUCUUUUAUGGACCAAUUCAAAGACAAAGUGACGGUGUCUUUUAGAAACGAGGCCAUCUGUCUCAAUGGUUCCAGAGUUGAUGUCACACAUUGCAAGACCUUAGUUGAAAACUUGGUCCAGUCUUUGAGCUUUGAAAGUGUAAACAUCACCAAACCUGGGGUGAAGAAGUUCUUCCAGGAUAAAGAAACUAUGUACGUGACCUCAUUGUUAACCGACACUGGCUGCUUGGUCCAACUAGUUGAUGAGACAGGUGGUGGGCAGAAUGAUUUGGCCCAAAGUCCGGGACCAAAACCGGUAUAUCAGCUUCAGACAUCUGAUGGUGUCGAAAUAGCUGUUUGCAAGGCAGAUCUGUGCAGUUACCCAGUGGACGCAGUUGUCAAUUCUUCUAAUCAGAAGCUGCAACACAGCGGGGGUCUUGGCGCAGCACUGUUGAAUGCUGCUGGACCUCAGUUGCAGGUUGAAUGCGACAAAAUAAUUAAUCAGAGAGGGCCACUCAAGCCUGGAGACUGUGUCAUUACUGAUGCUGGAGGACGGCUUCGUUGCAAAAAAAUUAUCCAUGCAGUUGGACCCGUCUUUGAUCCAUCUGCACCCAAGAAGUCUCAGGCACAGUUGAAAAGAGCUGUUAAAGGAAGCCUGGAUCUUGCUGAAAGGCAUGGCUGCAUCACUGUGGCUCUGCCCACCAUCAGCAGAACCCAGGGCUUUGGUCUUGAUUUGUGUGCGCUGACAAUUAUCAAGGCAGUGAAGGAACACUGUGAUGAGAAGUAUGAUGAAAACACCCUGAAGGAGAUCCAUUUGGUGAACAAUGACGACGCUGCUGUUCAGGCUAUGGAGAGAGCUGUCAAAAGUGAAUUGGGAAAUGGUGGAGUCACUCUUCAAGCUGCGUCUCCACUUCUGACACAGGCUAGAUCUACCCAAUCUGACCCAAACUGCUUGGGUCAAGUGACAACCAUAGAGAGCUUGAAUAUCACUCUUACUCAAGGAAACAUCGAGGAUGCCACGACUGAGGUGAUUGUGAACACUGUGUCUGAAGAUCUUGAACUGAACAAAGGAGCAGUUUCAAAUGCAAUACUGCUAGCGGCCGGACCAGAACUUCAGCAGUUGAUAAAUGCCCAGAAGGCCAGAGGAAGUUUUGGUGAGGUCAUUGUGACGGACGGCUGCCGACUGAAGAGCAAGAAAGUCUUUCAUGCAAUUGCACCUUAUUGGGAAAAAGGACAAGGCGGAACUGAAAGGAUCUUGAGUGCCAUUUUCAAGGAUUGCUUGGACAAGGCAGAGGACACUGGCCUGACCUCCAUUGCUUUACCUGCUGUCGGCACUGGAAACCUUCAUUUUCCAAGAGACCUUGUUGCCUCUUUGAUGUUGAGUGAAAUCUCAGCGUUUACCAUGAAAAAACCUAAGCACCUGAAGGAGGUUGUCAUUGUCCUUUAUCCAGGCGAUGCAAAAACUAUCCAGGCCUUUAAGGAUGGAUUUGACAAGGAGUUCCCCAGUGCCUCAGGUGGUCCAGCACCCACAGGUUCCCCACAAAACACGGUGCAACAAUGUCCCUUCUCAAACGUUAUCUCAAGCUCAGGAAUGCAUGAGACCAAAAUGGGCGGCGUCACCAUUCAGGUGCUCACAGGAGUAAUAACCAUGGAGACCAGUGAGGUCAUUGUCAACUCCUCCAAUGACAGCUUCUCUCUCAAGUCAGGAGUAUCCAAGGCUAUUCUAGAAGCAGCUGGUCAGGCUGUUGAAGGAGAGUGCCAACGCCUUGGUGCACUGCCCAACCAGGACAUGAUAAUGACCGAUCCAGGUAACCUAAGUUGUAAGAAAAUCCUCCACGUGAUCGAACAGGACGACCCAGGAAAAAUCAGAGCGGUUGUUAAAAGUGCACUUGAGAUGUGUGUGAAAAACGCCUACGACUCUGUCUCAUUACCUGCCAUUGGCGCAGGUCAAGGCAAUGUCCAGGCAAGGCAGGUGGCAGAUGCCAUGUUUGACGCGGUGAUCGAUGUGUUGAGCCCAAACACUCAUGGCUCCCUGAAGACUAUUCGGAUUGUUAUUUUCCAAGCACCGAUGCUGAACGAGUUCCAGAUCAGUAUGCAACACAGAGCACAAAGCGCUGCCAGUAAACCCAGUGAUAAGGAUAGUGGGUGGUGGAAAAGAUUCAAAUCAUUCUUUGUGGGUGGAACUGAUGACAAGCCCCGUAAAGAAGAAAACUUUGUCAUCAAGCCAGUCGCCUGCGACCCGGCUUGCUUCCACAUCUGCGGAGACACACAGGCUAAAGUGGCCACGGCCAAGCAGUGGAUCAAUGAUCUGAUAACCAAAGAUCAAAGCACAAACACCCUAAAAGACACCGCCAUCCUCAGCUUUUCCGACGCGGACCACCAGCAGAUUAUUAACAUCCAGAAGACCGUGGGCGUGAGCAUCAUGAUCGAAGGAAAGAAGGAUCAAGUCGAAUUAACCAUUGAGGGAUUCAGCAAUGGCGUACUCAGAGCCACCGCAGAGAUUUAUACAAUGACGAAAAAGGUGAAGGAAGAUGAUGACCUGAUGAGGGACGUGGUGAUGGCAAGCAAAGUUGCAGACUGGCAGUACCAACAGCAAGGGCUCCAGUAUCAAAGCUUUGAUCCUUACACUAACUUCCACCUCGAGCAAGCAAUGCAAAAGAAGCUGAAAGAUGUAAAAGUCAACGUCCAAGGUCAAGACUACACCGUCACUCUGCCAAACGGACCGGCCACCAACAAAAAGGGAGACGCAUUGCAGAUAAGGAGAAUUGACAAACUGGGAGAUAAAGUACCUGCGGACUGGGAUCCUAUGCCCCCCAACACUACGUGUGUGGCUGUCCCCAUCCAUGAGGAAAGACCAGAGUACAAUGAAGUCCUGAAACUGUUCCAGGCCUCGUGCAAACAAACAGUCAUCAAGAUUGAGAGGAUCCAGAACCCUAUGUUGUGGAAGAGCAUACAGAUCAAGAAGCGUGACAUUGAGCAGCGAAACGGUCAUGCAAACAACGAGAAGCGUCUGUUCCACGGCACCACUGAGACCACAGUGAACAUUAUUAAUCAAAAUGGCUUCAACAGGGUUUACGCAGGAAAGAACGCUGCUGCUUUUGGCAACGGCACGUACUUUGCUGUCAAUGCCAACUACUCUGCCCAGGACACAUACUCCAAGCCGAAUCCGAAAGGGGAGAAGUGCAUGUACCUCUGCCAAGUGCUGACCGGGGAUUACGCGCUUGGACAACAAGGCAUGAUCGAACCACCAGUCAAGAGCAACAAGGCCCCUCAGUUGUACGACAGUGUUGUGGACAACAUGGCUAAUCCCAACAUGUUCAUCAUCUUCCAUGACGUCCAGGCUUAUCCUGAGUAUUUGAUAACAUUCCAGUAACGGCACGAUGUUCUGACAUAACAAAGACCAAAUGCCUCCACAUUUCAUACUGCUUUAAAAUCACAUAAAAAGUCUUUGUUUCACAUCAGCUGAAUAAUCGCAUUUGUUUUCCCAUCUACUUGAGGUAUUUGGUUAAAGAAGGCAUUUAGUAAUCAAGUAAUAAUCACAAGCGUCAAGAAUCAGAGCCACAUAUUGCCUUGAAAAUGAACCAUAUAUUAAUCACAUAACAAUGUCAAGAAAGGCGAAUGAUGGCUCACAGAUUUUAGUUUUUGCCUGGAUGUUAUUCUUUGUAUAAUCAAACCUAUAAUUGAGUGUUGAGGAUGAUGGACCUGCUCUCCUGAAGGAAAUCAUGGGAUACAAACUGGUUUUGGAAUUCAGAUUAGCGAUUACUUUUUAUUUUGAGAGGAUAAUGGAAGUUAACUGCUGUACCAAUAAACGCGGUGUGCAAUUAGAAGUUCAUAAGAGCACA
Molecule: messenger RNA, 11259 nt
Organism: Limanda limanda (common dab)
Lineage: Eukaryota; Metazoa; Chordata; Actinopteri; Pleuronectiformes; Pleuronectidae
Exons: 34
Coding region: 24-10790 (3588 amino acids)
Biological process (GO): negative regulation of gene expression
Cellular component (GO): cytoplasm; nucleus
Molecular function (GO): NAD+ poly-ADP-ribosyltransferase activity; transcription corepressor activity
Source: RefSeq, a predicted model, not a curated record